Molecule: messenger RNA, 1317 nt
Organism: Arabidopsis lyrata subsp. lyrata
Lineage: Eukaryota; Viridiplantae; Streptophyta; Magnoliopsida; Brassicales; Brassicaceae
Exons: 2
Coding region: 475-1179 (234 amino acids)
Source: RefSeq, a predicted model, not a curated record
CCAUGUGUAUGUAUACAUGCUUUUGCAAUGUGAGAAUCUUUCAUACAAAUAUGAGUCAUAUUGAAAAGAAGUACGAGAUUUUGUUGUCUUGUCUGAUGUGUUUUCUCUUAUGCCCUGUUUCUAAAGUUGCCCAUGUCUUGUUUUCACACCGAAACCAACUAGUCAAAAACAAAAGGUGUGAACGUUUCUUCAUUUGGUACAUCAGCCAUUCUUUUUUUACUUUCUCAACUACUCUUCAAACUUUCCAUCAUAGGAUUUGCUUUUUCUCUUCGUUAUCUUCCUUGUUUGGUUUUAGUCUGUCUUUGGUAUUGCAAUCGUUGUUUAAACGACAGACAUUGCGACUAAUAUAUCAAGCAAUCUUCUAGAUAGAUUGAGUCCAUGAACGGAGACCUCUUUAAACCUGCAAAAGAUCCAUACCGUAGCAGCCCGAAGUACAACGAAAGAUAGAGAGAGUGGACACAUAGCAGAACAGGAAUGGAAAAGGUAGGUGAAGAGACCAUUGAAGAACCAAACAACUCAAUUGACGAGACGAGGAGUGAAGAGGAAGAUGAAAGGAUAAGAGGUAUAAUUGCUGAUCGGGUUGAUCCAGUAGAUUCCACAGAAGAAGGCACUACGGGUCCAUCCAACUCACACACUAUAGUCUCCAAAGAUCAUGAUUUUAGUGAAUCUGAUAUGGAGGACGAAGAGCAGGUUCUCGAUUUUUUCAGACGUAGUAGUGGUUUGCUACCUGAGGUCGCCAAGAGAAACAACUUCCCUUAUCUUAACAAAUCCGAAGGAAUGGUACUUCAGUUCCAAGAAGGCACUCCUGCAGAAACAGAACAAACAAAUGUAAUGUUCCACAGUUUGAAUGAUAGCAACGAGAUUGCCGAUCUAAGUGCUGUAAACCUGAAUUCACCUGAUACACUUGAAGGAAUCAAGUCAUCAUCAGCUUCAGAUGAGGAUACCGAGGAGUCAUCUAGUAACUCAGACCUUGAUUCUAGCCUUUCCAGGUAUUAUUUUGACGGAUCCUUACCGGUUUCAGCUCAUGUCGAAGAAUUUGAAACCCAUCAAGAUGAAUCCCCUGUACCUAAACAUGAAAACCAGAUGCCUCUGUUGUGCCUCAAGCAACCCGUGCUGCAACCAACAUCAUGGAGAAAUUGCUGUGGACUCCUCGAGCUUCUCUGGGCUGCUGAUCCAUAAAAUUCAGGUACGAAGAAAAUCGACUUCCAAUGAAUGGACCGUAGCAUGAUUGCAUGAAGGAAUAAAAGCAUAAGCACAACACCCAGAGGCCAGAGCCAAAUAUUCAUAGAAAAUAGACGUGACAAGUUGUUCUAGUAA